GACGCACCAUUGACACAUGUUGUCAUCACAUUAAAAAUAUCAAAAUUUAAGAACUUGUUUUCAUCAUUUCAUGAAAAAUGAUUGAGACAUGUCCUAAAAAGCGAAUGAUAUUAGCUAUCAGCUGCCUUGCUCUAUUAACUGUUCUCGUAUUGGUGAUUGAAUCGAAUUGGACAGGAACACAUCGUCAAAAGCAAUUCAUCAUUGAAGAUAAUUCAACUUGUUGGCGCCGGGAGGACUACACAAUAAUUCAGGAUUGUCAUCCUUGUACAGCUUACGAAAUAGCCAGCAAGAGUCAAGGAGUCUGUGUGCAUACGAACAACAAAGAAGUUCUCCGGUGUAAAAGUGGUGAGACGGUAUCGCGGAGCUGCGAUAAAGUCGCCUGGUUAGACGAACGCAAUUACUGGAAAUUUCAAGGAAUUCUAUUUCUGGUCGGCUCAGCAUCAACGUUCGUUUCGUUUAUGCGACAACGGUUUCUGGAUCGACAGACAACGCUAAAAAUUCAACGUCAAUUAGGACACACCGUCUAAAGACUCUACUGGUGGAAUAGGGUGAACGGAAAUGGCCGGAAAAAUUUAUUUGGAAAUUUUAUCGGAUGUAAAUAAGAACAAAGUUGAAGUGACCAUCGAAACCUAUGUGACACUGUUCGUGUACCGAUUUAUCCGUUGUGACGAAAACAUUUCAAUUUAUCUGAUUCGAUCGGUGCCAAAAGACAAUUCAACAAAAAUUACCGUCGAUGUCAGUGGGUUUAAGUUCCACGUAAUAGACGGGAGCAAUUCUGACUUUCAAAAUGAAGCUGCGGCCUUAGUGAAGUAUCCAGUCAUAGUAAAUGAUAAAUGUGUUAUUGCCGGUCUGUGUGCCGUUUGUAGAGGCCUGGUCAAGUUAGUGAACGAUAAUGAAGCGAACAAGUUGCUAGGGUUUAAGGAAGGCUGCCUUCAAGCACCAUCUGAAACAUCAACGUGGACAAAGUUCUGUGAAAUCGACGUCAUCAAUUGCACCGACACCGUCCUCAAAUUAAACGCGAAGCAUUUCGAGGGAAAGAAAUCGUUUCAACUGUUUGACGAAUUUGUGAGAUUCGAAAAACAUUUAGCGCUGCCGGUGCGCAUUCACAAUGUCUACAAGGUGGCACGAGAUCUGGCCAAAGAGAAGACAACGCAGGCGAAGCUAGUGCAGCAAUUCGAACAGUUUGGUGUGGAUGGACGCGAGAAAACUCCUCGACUCAAUAAACAACGAAAAUCGAAGGCCAACUUUGUUGAAAUAUCAAGCAGCACUCCCCAAGACCAAUUGAAUAUUCCACACACGUUCGCCGAAGGACAAGACGUUCAUUUGGUCGACAUAAUUAUGUACGCAUGCUACUUCCUCAUGUUCAAAACUCUACCGAAUACACAAUCACUGUCGAUGUCGCUACCAUUGACGACAAAGUGGAUGAGUGCGUUGAGAGCUAAAGCAGAACUCAAAUCAAGUUCAUCCAUUCUUCUACAAAAUCAAUUGGUGGUUGCUGACGACAUAGCGUACAACUGCCCGUCAAAAGAGUUCGAAAGUUUGUACAAAAGCGAUCCGAAACGAUACAAGCCGAAAGCUCGAAUUUUCACGAAACAAUCGGAGAUCAUCGCAUCGCUGGAUAAAGUGAACGCGUUGAAUCUAAACAUAGCAAGUCUUCCGAUGACUGUGACCAAUCAAAUCAAUUGGUCAACUGUACCAUAUCAAGCGUUACCAGAAGGCGGAAAGCUUCCCGAAAAACGACUAAACCGGAAGAAACAUCAAUUGGAAUGUUUGGCGCAAUGUGUUCUAACGAUAGAGAAGCCCGGUGACCGUAUCGUCGAUUUUUGUAGUGGUGCAGGACACUUAGGGAUUUUAUUGGCAUACCUGCUGCCGGACUGUCAGAUCAUUCUUCUGGAAAACAAAGAGGAAUCGUUGAUGCGUGCUAGAGAACGGGUGGAUUUGCUAAAAUUGGACAAUGUUCACUUGUUUCAGUGCAACUUGGACUAUUUUAUUGGAUCGUUUAACAUUGGCUGUUCGCUGCAUGCGUGCGGAGUGGCCACCGACAUUGUUCUAUCGCUUUGCAUAAAUCAGAGAGCUAAUUUUGUAUGUUGUCCAUGUUGUUACGGUGGCAUCCAUACCAUUCCACACAUCCAAUAUCCACGUAGUGCUACAUUCAGAACUGAUGGAGGUAUCCUCGAUACGGAGUACAUGCACAUCGCACAUUGUUCCGACCAGGCUCAUGAUGUAAAUAAAGGAGAGUGUAACGUGGAGAAGAGCGAACAGGGUCAAUUCUGUAUGGAUGUGGUGGACACAGAUCGCAAAUUAAUGGCAGAAGAAUGCGGAUACAAAGUUCAACUACUGAGACUGGUGCCGGAAGAUUGCACGCCGAAAAAUCGUUUAUUGGUGGGUGCUAUUGCGGUGUAAAUUGAUUUGGUUCUUUUUUGUAAAAUAAAAAGUUUGACUCAAACGCU
Messenger RNA from Bradysia coprophila, 2450 nucleotides. RefSeq names its product jumping translocation breakpoint protein JTBR (gene JTBR). Gene Ontology annotation, cellular component: cytoplasm; centrosome; spindle. The record is from RefSeq and is a predicted model, not a curated record. NCBI's taxonomy places the organism in Eukaryota, Metazoa, Arthropoda, Insecta, Diptera, Sciaridae. Gene Ontology annotation, biological process: mitotic cytokinesis.